AUGCCAUUAUCCCUGAAUGCCCGCUCCCUGCUCGCACUACCGCCAGCCAUCCGCGCGAGAGCCUUCGCCACAGCAGCCUCGCCCACAAUCAACGCGCUGCAUCCCGGAGCAGUGCCGCCGCCCUGCGGACCGUCAAACGCCCUCGACGAAUGGGUCGCACGAGAAGCCAGACCCAUCAGUCUACGCCAACUGACCUUUUUUGGACGAACAUUGACCGAGAAGCGGCUCAUCGAAUCUGCCAACUAUGUUCGUGUUGAGCUGCCAACGCGCAUCGCGCACAGGCUGCGUAACAUCCAAAUGUUGCCAUAUACCGCCGUGACCAAUCAGCACAUCAGCCAAGUCUACGCCCUGUACCACGCUGCCUUCGAGCGAUUCCGCAAAGUGCCCGAAGUGCGCACUCUUGAAGACAAUCAUCGUUACUGUGAGCUUCUGAAGCUCACGCUCAACGAGCACUUGGCCGUCAUUCCGCAGCUUGCCAUCGGAAUUCUUGAAAUCCAGGACUCAAUCAGCAGCGACGAGUGCGAUCGCUUCAUGAUCAACCUUUUGCGAUCUCGAAUCAGUCGUAGGACGAUUGCCGAGCAGCAUUUGGCUUUGACCCAUACCUUCCACUCGCUCUGGCACUUUCCCGGGAAGUCGACCACAUCACCCGACGAUGAGUUCGUUGGCGAAAUCUUUCUCAAGUGUAAUGCCAAGGAGGUUGUUGAAAAGUGUGCCAAAAUGGCCAGAGAGCUCUGCUCCCAAGCAUAUGGAUCACAUGUUGCCAUUCCUGACAUCGUACUGCAAGGCCAUCUAGAUACCACUUUCCCAUAUGUCCCGUCACAUCUCGAAUACAUCAUCGGAGAGUUGUUGAGGAAUAGUAUACAGGCCGCAGUGGAGCAGAGAGGACUGGAGAAGCCGCCGCCGAUCGAGGUACUGAUAUGCGGAACGGCGCAGCAUGCCAUUAUCCGCGUUUCCGACCAGGGAGGCGGUAUUGAUAGGGACAUCCUGCCAUACCUAUGGUCUUUUGCCAAAGGUCCUCGACGCAACACCCGUUUGCAUAAUCUGGGCCAGGUACCGAAGCUAGCAGGGACUAUGCAGGAGUUACGUCCUUCACCAGCCGACGAAAGCCAUGUUCCCAAAAAGAGAGACAGCUCUCUGACGACACUCUCAGAGCGACCGCCUGAUCUGAAGCUGGGAAUGGGCCUUCCAAUGAGCAAGAUCUAUGCAGAGUACUGGGCUGGUUCGCUAGAGGUGCACAGUCUGGAAGGCUACGGCUGCGAUGCUUUUCUGCAGAUCAACAGGCUGGGCAAUCAGAAUGAGAGGCUGAGCACGAGGGCUGCCAUGGAUGCUCUGUGA
This is a messenger RNA of Pseudocercospora fijiensis CIRAD86, 1335 nucleotides long. RefSeq lists its product as uncharacterized. Gene Ontology annotation, cellular component: mitochondrion. The record is from RefSeq and is a predicted model, not a curated record. Gene Ontology annotation, molecular function: pyruvate dehydrogenase (acetyl-transferring) kinase activity. Gene Ontology annotation, biological process: regulation of glucose metabolic process; protein phosphorylation. Bases 1 to 1335 code for a protein of 444 amino acids. The transcript has a single exon. NCBI's taxonomy places the organism in Eukaryota, Fungi, Ascomycota, Dothideomycetes, Mycosphaerellales, Mycosphaerellaceae.